Ipomoea triloba (trilobed morning glory) is the source of this 997-nucleotide messenger RNA. RefSeq names its product clathrin light chain 2-like. Gene Ontology annotation, cellular component: clathrin coat of coated pit; clathrin coat of trans-Golgi network vesicle; plasma membrane. NCBI's taxonomy places the organism in Eukaryota, Viridiplantae, Streptophyta, Magnoliopsida, Solanales, Convolvulaceae. The coding region runs from base 63 to 845 and encodes 260 amino acids. The record is from RefSeq and is a predicted model, not a curated record. Gene Ontology annotation, molecular function: clathrin heavy chain binding; structural molecule activity. The transcript has 3 exons. Gene Ontology annotation, biological process: clathrin-dependent endocytosis; intracellular protein transport; clathrin coat assembly.
GUUUUUGACUCUUGUAGUGUACGAUUUCUUUGCCUGGCUGUGAAAUAUCGGACAUUGACGCGAUGUCGUCUUCUUUCAAUGACGCUUUCUAUCAACUCGGCGGCGACUCGCCAAACGCUUCGAGUCGUCCAUUCGACGAUGGUUUCCUGAAUCCGUCUGCUGACGACGGCUCGUCGAUCUUUGUUUCGCCGCCAGAUCAGCACACUUCAUUUCCAUCGCCAAUUUACGCUUCUGGAGGCUCCGAUCCGGAAGAUGAGAAGACGUUCGCAGAUGCUUUUGCGGCGUCUAAUUCACCAGUUCUGCCGCCGCCAUCGGAAAUGCAAGAGGAAGGAUUUGCUCUCAGGGAAUGGAGAAGACAAAAUGCUCUUCUACUAGAGGAGAAGGAGAAGAGAGAGAAAGAGGUAUUGAGCCAAAUCAUUGAUGAAGCUGAUGGCUAUAAAGUUGAUUUUUACAAGAAGAGAGAGGCUAAGAUGGAAACAAACAAGGUCACCUGCCGCGAGAAGGAGAAAAUAUUCUUGGCCAGCCAUGAGAAGUUCCAUGCUGAAGCCGACAAGCAUUAUUGGAAGGCGAUUUCAGAGCUUAUUCCUAAUGAAGUUCCAACGAUAGUAAAGAAAGGUAAGAAGGAUCAAGAGAAAAAACCUUCCAUUGCUGUGAUCCAAGGUCCAAAGCCUGGAAAGCCCACAGAGCUAUCAAGGAUGCGGCAGAUACUUUUAAAGCUUAAGCAUAACACACCACCCCACCUUAAGCCAUCUCCAUCACCGGCACCCACCGCCACCAAGGAUGCUAAUGUUGGUACUGCUGCACCUGCUGUGGCAGUCACAACCAAGCCUGUUGUUGUUGCUUGAUAGUAUUAUGUUUUAAAGACUUGACACCAUACCCUAUCUUUGUUUUACAUUUCGUAUAAAAUAUGUACAUGUUUUUGUUCAGACUUGAUAUGAUCAUAUGUUCACCUUGUGCCAUCUACCUAAUUAUAGAAACUAUUAUUUAUUGUCCAUAA